Messenger RNA from Lodderomyces orthopsilosis Co 90-125, 333 nucleotides. RefSeq lists its product as uncharacterized. The record is from RefSeq and is a predicted model, not a curated record. The transcript has a single exon. Lineage: Eukaryota; Fungi; Ascomycota; Pichiomycetes; Serinales; Debaryomycetaceae. Gene Ontology annotation, cellular component: membrane. The coding region runs from base 1 to 333 and encodes 110 amino acids.
AUGGGAUUAGAUCAUCCAGCUUUCACUUUGUCCGGACUUUGUGCCGUUGGCGGUUUGAUGGGUUACUUCCGUAAAGGUUCAGUACCAUCUUUAGUUGCAGGUUUGGGAGUUUCGGCAUUGUACGGAGUUUCGGGCUACUUGUUGAACCAAAACGCCAACUACGGGCUUGAAUUGGCAUUAGGUACUAGUUCUUUAUUAUUUGCUGCUGGUUUAUCUAGGUCUGCUUCAACUGGCUUCAAGAAACCAAUUCCGCUUGCAUUGGUAUUUUUGGGUGGGUUAUCAACUGGAUAUUAUUUGAAAAAAUACGACGAGUUUUAUCCUAUUUUUGGAUAA